UUUAUAAAUGCCUUUACUAACAUACCUCUUGUUCAUUGCCUUAGCAGAAAGUAUUUGCUAAAGCUCUGUACUGCCCAGGAAAUUGGAGGUACAAACUCCAUGUGCAAGAGGGGAUAAAUCAGUGGAUCCAGAUUCAGGACUGAGGAAACCUAGUGCUCUUAAUUCCCCCCUCAAAGGCUUUCUUCUGAAAACAAGGAUUCCUGCUCCAGAAACAUAUGUGUAUUGUGCAAAUGGCCUCAGAAAUCAACAUGCCAGGCCCAGUGUGUCUCAUUGAGAAUUCUGAUCAGCAGUUGGUGGCCAACCAGGAAGCACUGGACAUCCUGUCUGCUAUCAAGCAGCCUAUGGUGGUGGUAGCAAUUGUUGGUCUUUACCGCACAGGAAAAUCCUACCUGAUGAACAAACUGGCUGGAAAGCAGAAAGGCUUCUCUCUGGGCUCCACAGUGCAGUCUCACACCAAGGGGAUCUGGAUGUGGUGUGUGCCUCAUCCUCAAAAGGCAGACCACACCCUAGUUCUGCUGGAUACUGAGGGCUUGAGAGACGUAGAAAAGGGAGACAACCAGAAUGACUGCUGGAUCUUUGCCUUGGCGGUCCUCCUCAGCAGCACCUUCAUCUACAACAGCAUAGGAACCAUCAACCAGCAGGCCAUGGACCAACUGCACUAUGUGACAGAACUGGCUGAUCUAAUCAAAGCAAAGUCAUCACCUGAUGAGUGUGGCAUAGCUGACUCAGCUAACUUUGUGGGCUUCUUUCCAGUCUUUGUGUGGACUCUGAGGGAUUUCUCCCUGGAGUUGGAAGUUAAUGGAGAGUCUGUCUCUCCUGAUGAGUACCUGGAGAGUUCAUUGGCUCUGAUAGAAGGAACUGAUAAGAAACAUAAAAACUUAAAUGAGUCUCGGCUAUGCAUCAGAAAGUUCUUUCCAAAGAGGAAGUGCUUCAUCUUUGACAGGCCUGCUCAGAGUAAGUAUCUUUCCAAACUGGAGACAAUUCCAGAGGAAGAUCUGAGUGAAGAAUUUGUAAAACAAGUUGGAGAAUUCACCUCAUACAUCUUCAGCUCUGCCAAUGUCAAGACUCUGUCUGGUGGCAUCAUAGUCAAUGGGCCACGUCUACAUAGCCUGGUAGUGACCUAUGUCAAUGCCAUCCACAGUGGAGAACUACCCUGCAUGGAGAAUGCUGUUCUGGCUUUGGCCCAGAUAGAGAACUCAGCUGCAGUGCAAAAGGCCAUUGAGCACUAUGAAGAACAGAUAAAACAAAAGGUCCAGCUGCCCACGGAAACCCUCCAAGAGCUUCUUGACUUGCUCAGGCCUAUUGAGAGAGAGGCCAUUGAGGUCUUUAUGAAGAAUUCUUUCAAGGAUAUAUACCAAAAGUUCCAGAAAAAAUUAAGUGAUCUGUUGGAUGCCAGGCGAGAUGCAGUUGUUAAGAAAAACAUGGAAAUGUCAUCAGCUCAUUGCUUAGAUUUGCUGCAGGAUAUCUUUGGUCCUCUGGAAGAAGAAGUGAAACAGGGAACAUUUUCUAAACCAGGAGGUUACUAUUUCUUUCUUCAAAGGAAACAAGAGCUGGAGAAAAAGUAUAACCAGGCACUUGGGAAAGGGCUUCAGGCUAAAAAGAUGCUGAAAGCGUACUUUGAGUCCAAGAAGGGUGUUGCUGAAACACUUCUAAAGAUGGAUCAGUCACUCACAGAAAAGGAAAAGGAGAUUGAAGAGGAACGUUUAAAGGCUGAAGCUGCUGAAGCUUCAGACAGGGAACCGAGAGCAAUGCAAAUAAUGGAUGUUCUAAUGUUGAAAGAGAAGGAAAACAGCUUCAACGAGCAUAUGAAGCAGCUUCAGAAGAAGAUGCAGCAGGAGCGGGAACAAUUAAUGACUGAGCAACAAAACCUUGUAUGCCUCAAACUUAAGGAAAAAUUUCUCAAGGAAGGAUUUCAAAAAGGGAGCAAGAAACUUCUUGAAUGGAGAAAAUCAAGAGCAGAAUGUCAUCAUCAUUCUCCAUGCUCUAAACUUCAAACCAACUAAACCUCUGUACCCAGGUCUGACAUCAAGAAAUUUUCUACGGGGUCAACUUUGUACCAUGAAGCAACUUGACACUGAACUAUACUUGAAACUAUGGUGCUCUAUUGGGAGGAGGAUCGAAAUAAAAUUAACAAAGUAAAGUUUAAGUAUAAAAAUAGUGUUUUGCUUAUUAAGUGAAUCAGUUCAUAUUUAUUUUAUACCUAAAGAGUAAUGUUAUCUUUAAUUGGAUCUUAUAUUUGAAAUCAUAAAUAUGGACUACACAGAGAUAUUAAA
Molecule: messenger RNA, 2273 nt
Organism: Myodes glareolus (Bank vole)
Lineage: Eukaryota; Metazoa; Chordata; Mammalia; Rodentia; Cricetidae
Source: RefSeq, a predicted model, not a curated record